Stegodyphus dumicola is the source of this 856-nucleotide messenger RNA. Its product is annotated as membrane metallo-endopeptidase-like 1. Gene Ontology annotation, molecular function: metalloendopeptidase activity. Gene Ontology annotation, biological process: protein processing. Gene Ontology annotation, cellular component: plasma membrane. Lineage: Eukaryota; Metazoa; Arthropoda; Arachnida; Araneae; Eresidae. The record is from RefSeq and is a predicted model, not a curated record.
GAAAAAUCAGCUCCAUUCCUAAAGUGACAAAGUCUCUCUAUAUGUUUGAAGCAAUACAUUAUAAAUUCAGCAACUUAUAUUAAGAAAGAGAUCUUUAUAAGAAAAAGGAAUUUCAAGGAAUAGGUCCGAAAUGUACGGUUUAAUAAACGUUGAGCUUCUCAUGAAGUUCCUGUGCCUAGCGACCCUCGAAAAUAAAAACUCAACGUUUGCCCCAGAUAUAUGCCCCGAAAGAAAUCCUCAAAUGUCAUAUCCCAGAGAAGCUUAUACUCCUGAAGAAUGUCUGGCACCCGGAUCGUACAAAAAUGAUUUAAAAAAAUUUACUAACAUGGUAGUAGAUAUUGAUUUUCUUUUGAAUAUCAUCCACAAUCAAUCAAAUUGCGAAAUUUGCUCGACAGUGGAAUGCAACAGAGAGGCUGAAGAAAUUUUGUCUUAUUUGAAUGAAAACGUGAGCCCAUGCGAUGACUUCUAUGAAUUUGCUUGUGGCGGCUGGCUAAAAAAACACAAGGAGGAACCCGUUUCCGUUUAUUCUGAACUUGAAAAUCAUAUCCAAGUUAGUCUCAAGAAUAUGUUGGAAGAGAACAUAACGAGAAAAAAUCCUGAUUUCGUUCGCAAGAUAAAAGGAAUAUAUAGGUCCUGCAUGGAUGCUGAUAGACUCAGCAUAGGAAGCGAACAACUAAAGGAGGCUGUAAGAGACCUUGAGAAGUGGCCCAUUCGUUUUGGAAAACUCUGGGAUUCUGAGUCCUUUAACUGGAUGGAUACUCUUAUUCAGUUGCGCCGGAAGGGCUUCAGUCAUAAUACCUUUAUAAGUCUGUCUGUUGUAAAGGACCCCAAUAACAACAUGACUAAUAUUAUAGAA